CCCAUAACUGAGUUGCCAGCCAGCCUGCCAGCAGUCUAACAAGCUUAAUUGAGCAGGAGCUUGCCGUAUAAACUUUACGAAAUGUGUUCCUGAAAGUUAACACAGGUGGCAAAAAGCACAGGCUAUAACGUAAAUCUCAGUUCAAUUCUUAAGUUACUCCGGCUACUGAAGUUCGAUUAUGUUGCAUUUUGACAAAUUUGUCGCCUGUUCAAGCAAUAACAACAUGCAACAAAGUAAGCACGCGGUGGCCAUUUGUACAUUGUCCGUACUCGAGUGCAUUUUAAUUUAUAAACCCGGCACAAUGGAGUUGAUCCAGUCAGUAUGGACUUGACUUUGAAAGAGAAAGCCGAGAAAAAUGGCACAUCCUCUUGGAGAUUCAAAUCCUAAGCUCUCAUGGCGUGAGAGGUUCAGAGCAUUUUUUGAAUACUUAAAAGAAUAUUGCGGAAAUUGUAGCUUAGUUGGAUUUUCAUACAUUGCUAAUCAGAACUUGCAUUGGUCAGAGCGCAUCUUCUGGCUGUUGUGUGUGCUUCUGUCAAUUGGUGGCGUUUCCUAUCUGAUUGUUGAGUAUCAACAAGACUUUUCUAAACAUGCCGUGAGUGUUAUCUACGAGAGUAUUUCAUCAUUUGCCCCCAUCCGAUUUCCCUCAAUCAGCGUUUGUCAACUUCCACCGAAGUACGAUUUUGGCGGAGGAUUUGAGGAAUACAUUCAGAGUUUGGGUGUUGGCAUAGGUGAGCCUUACAACUUUGAUGUGCACUCACAGAUGGUCUUCAUACUCUUUCCUGAUCGAUAUUCGCCAAAUACAAUAACGAAGCGUUGCAAACCAUACGAAGAUUGUGAAGAAUGCGCAAAAUGUCCAAAGAAAGAUUUCCGACUGUUGGCUGAACGAUUGGGCUUGAAUUGCACUGAUAUAUUCAAUUCAUGUAGUCUCUCAGGCAAAUCUUUUGAUUGCUGUCAGUACUUUCUGCCCAUGGUGACGCCUUCCGGCACCUGUUUCUUGCUCAACUCACUACAGAAUAAUUAUAAAGGCUCCGAGCACUGGUUUCCCGCAACCCUGGAUCGAAAUAAUCCCCCUGAAUUUCACAUGUAUCUGAAAAGAGCUGCGGUGCUCAGUUUGUUCAAUGAGGAGGAUCUACCAACUCUUUCAUUGCCAGCUGUCACCACCACCGCCUUGUUGGGCAUUCACAAGAUCUUUAAAUUCUACACAGAAGCCUUGGUAAACGAUCCCGAAAUUGUGGACAUUGCACCGGAAGCUCGAGACUGUUAUUUUCCUUAUGAAGUGCCGCCGUGGAGUGUUCACAAAGCGUAUAGUUUUAGUGCCUGCAUCAGCGAUUGCACCAGAUUGGCUCAAAUGGACAAAUGCAACUGCACGCUUUACAUCUUUAAUCCGUUUAACGAUACACGAUUUCCCGACUGUGACUUUGAGGGCUUAUUGUGCCUGGAGCGAAAUGGUGUGGUCAAACCGAAUAUUGCUUGGAUGAUGAAAUAUCGACAUCCAGUGGCAAAUUGUGAUUGCUUGCCAGCCUGCACAGAGUCCAAUAUUCAAGCCAUCUAUUCGCAAGAGCAAAUCGAAUAUCCUGGUGCUAAGGAUGCCAAUAUUACUGUUUCGAUGACAAUGUGGCCCACUAAUCAAUUUCAUCGCAUAGCACUUCGAACUAAGCUCGAUAUUGUGGUCACACUUGGAGGAAUUCUGGGACUGUUUCUCGGAGCCAGCAUUCUCAGCGUUAUCGAGAUUAUUUACUACUUUACAAUUCGAGCGGUAAACACAUAUCGUUUCGCACACAGACCAAAUUAGAGGAGAUCUCAAUUAUUACAUAUUUUGUU
Messenger RNA from Drosophila sulfurigaster albostrigata, 1821 nucleotides. RefSeq names its product sodium channel protein Nach (gene ppk15). NCBI's taxonomy places the organism in Eukaryota, Metazoa, Arthropoda, Insecta, Diptera, Drosophilidae. The coding region runs from base 356 to 1792 and encodes 478 amino acids. The record is from RefSeq and is a predicted model, not a curated record. Gene Ontology annotation, biological process: sodium ion transmembrane transport. The transcript has 6 exons. Gene Ontology annotation, cellular component: membrane. Gene Ontology annotation, molecular function: ligand-gated sodium channel activity.